AUGGAUAUGGAGUUCCUGUCCGCCGUGUGGAUAGUCCACAUUCCGAUUUGCUAUGACCAGGAUUUGAACGAUGUUUUCUGCGCAGUUCCCCUCUACCAUUCUUUGUUUCAAGAUAUCACUGGUAGAUUGGUCCGCCUUUGGUUUGCAGCUCGGAAACUUCUGCGAUGCAGUGGUAAUGUAGCAGUCACCUGCGAGUGGUUGAGAGCCGCGCCGCUUCGGAUUCGUACCGCUUACGCAACUGCACCUCAGAAUAGUCAUGACUGUCAACUCGAUUGA
This is a messenger RNA of Necator americanus (New World hookworm), 276 nucleotides long. RefSeq lists its product as uncharacterized. The transcript has 3 exons. NCBI's taxonomy places the organism in Eukaryota, Metazoa, Nematoda, Chromadorea, Rhabditida, Ancylostomatidae. The record is from RefSeq and is a predicted model, not a curated record. Bases 1 to 276 code for a protein of 91 amino acids.